UGUUGUUGUUGAGCUUAUUUCAGUGGCCUAAAUCCACUAAACGUUAAAAAUAAUAAUUAAUAGUAAAUGAACGGUAUUUUUUAACAAUUAGAUAUUAAACGUCAUUUUCAUAAUUUAGAACCAAAUUAAGGUAGUAUAUGUAAAAAUUCUAAAUAUUAACAUAUACAUAGUGAUAAAAAAUAGAAAUUUUUUACAUGAAAAAUCACUUUUGCACAAUUUAUUACCAAAAUACUCCUACACGCCUAUAUCAACUCUUUUACUUACAAUGUUGGUUUUAUUACACAAAUACCACUUAGUCAUCAUACCAUGCACAUACACGUGUGCUUUCCCCAUCCAUCAUCAAUCAAAUCCUACUCUCUUCCCUCUCUUUUUUCAUUUUCUUUUCAUUUCAUUUUCGAUUUUUCAUUUCUGUUUUCUAACUUCAUUUGAAUACAAGUAACCUCCCUUCAUAAGAUUAACCACCCACUAUUGAUCACGUUUUUCCCUCUUCUUUUUUGUUCAUCCACGAAUAUUCAACUUCCUCUUAGCCCACGAUUUAGCAACUGUUUUUCCCUCUCUGUUUCAGUUUUUUUCAAUCUUAUUUAUAAGAUGGAAAUCACUCGUUCAUCAUCAUCCCCUUCUCCAGUUCUCAAACAAAAAUAAAAAAUGGGCAAGAAAUUGUUGGCCAACAAAUCCAAGGGUAAACGCCCGAUCAUUGAAGAUUAUGAUUCUGAUUUUGAAGCUCCAAUGCCCAAGCGUGGGAGACCCCAUUCUUCGAAGAAAACGAAGCUCAACUUGGAGGAGCACACGGUUCCAGAAAUUUCUGGGAAAAAAACUCUUGCAUCUGCUGAAGAUCGAACUCAGGUUGGUUUUCAGUUUCAUUAUCGUUUCCCCCUUUUCCUUCAUUUAAACUUUUCCCAGAUUUUGGCUUUUUUAUGUUCAUUCUGCUUUGUGUAAUUUUAGGGUUUCAUUUGCACAUUUCGUUUCAUAUUUUUAAAUUUUUUAGUUAUUUAUUGUUGGUUUUGAACAUUUCAUUUGGUUCUUCUCUGGGUGUUGUUCUUUAAUUUGGUUUUGUUUUCUUUAUUUUCAGUGUUUUUUUUGUGCUUACAGGUUAUGUGUUUUUGUUUUUGUUUUUAGUGUUUUCAAUCAGUCGUUUGUAGUUUCGUAUAAGUUUUUUAAUAGUUUGAUAAUGGUAUGUUUUGAUGUGUUUUCGAUUUUCAUUAGGUUUAGUUGUUUGCUGUUAUAUUUUAGGUUUCAAAACGAUUUUCAAAUCUUUGCUCUACAUUUUUCUAUAGUUGUAUCUGUUUUGUAGUUUGUUUAUUGUUUUUAUAUAGUUUUAUUGUUAUUUUCAUACUGUAUUUUUGGAUUUCCUUUAGGGUUAGUUGUUUACUGUUUUUUUUAUGUUUCAAAACGAUUUCAGGUCUUUACUGUUUUUUUCUGUGUAGUUGUAUGUUAUUGAUAGUUUGUUUGUAGUUUGUUUAUAGUUGUAUUACAGUUUUCAUACUGUUUUAUUCAGGAUUUAUAAUUUAUUGUGGCUAUUUUCGUUAUGUUGCAGGUUUGGGACUACAAAUUUAGUCCUUCUGAUUUUUAUAGAUCUAAGUGUGUAUGCACCAGUGUUUAUUCCGUGAUAGAUAAUAUUAAGAACACUUUAUCUGUUAAUUUGCUUUCUUUGUUUCGUCAAACUCAGUUUGGGCAUUUUCUGGAUAUGCCUGAGUUUGUUUUUCAUCCGCAAGUCGUACAUAGUCUAUUACUAAGGGAAGUUUUCCAGCCCAAUCCUAAAGAGUUUUGGGCUAAGGUUGCUGGCCGUUGCAUACGGUUUAGUGCCGAAGAAUUUUACUUGAUUUCUGGAUUAGAUUGUUUCGGUGAUUGCAACAAGUUGUUGUUUUCACAGGAAACAAAUCAAUUGGUAGAAACAUGUUUCCGUGGUGUAAAAACUAUUGACCACAAAGCCAUCGAGGAUGCUUUUUUGGGUAGUCGGUGGGGUUUGGAUGAGUCUAUUGGUUUGAAAAUGGCUGUUUUGUAUUUCAUUCAGUGUUUUCUUCUUAGCAAUACUCCUGACAAAGAAGUGUCUAGGUUUGAUCUAGAUGUAGUCGAUAGCGGUCGGUGGGAUGAGUAUUGUUGGGGUAGGGAAUCAUUUGAAUUGACAAUUGACUCAUUCAAAGGUAGGAUCCAGCAUGGGAUCAUUAUGAAAAACAGAAAGGCAGAGAAGGGAGGCCAAUAUGAUGGCUGGUAUAGGGCAUUGGGAUGUCCUUGGGUUUUCACGGUUUGGUUUUAUGAAUGUUGUCCUGCAAUGGUGAACUCUUUCUGUAAGAGAGUUUCAUCUUCUAUUCCAAGGAUUCUGAACUGGAGCAACACCAUCGUCACCAAAAAUCCAACUCUUCGAGACUUGAAGGGCAAGAUUUUUGAUUUACCUUUGGACAAGGUAAUUUACAGUUUCUUUACAGUUUCUUUUCAGUUUUAUUUAUGUUGUUAAUUUUUGGUUUUUCCAAUUGUUUUAAUUUUUUCAUAUUAUGUUUGAUUAUGCUGUUCAGUUGAAGAUAAAACAUGCGUCCUACUGAUGACGAGAGGCAGCAGCUUCAACUUGACGGUUUAUUUCUCGAUGAAUCUAUUGAUGACCGUGGUGUAGCGAAGCAAUCCUUUGAGGGUGGGUCAUCUUCAAAGAAGUCUGAUUCAGCAGAUAUUGAUUGGAUGAAAUCUAAGUUGGAGAUGGUCAUUUCGAAUCAAUCAUCAUUGGCCGAGGACUUCAUUUCUUUGAGGUGUUUUGUUGAAUUUCAAGUCCGUAAUGACUGUAAUUAAGGAUAUCCAGGAGAAGGUUAAUGCCAUUCAUCGUCGUCCUUCUGAUGAGGUAUUUAUUCAUAUUUUAUUGUUUAGGUUUUUUCAUAUAUUUUUUUAAAGUUUCUUUACUGUUUUAUUUAAGUUUCAUUUAUGUUGGUUGAUACAGGGAAAGUCAUCGGAUGAAUUAGUAACUCAGGAUUCUGAUGAUGAUGCUGCUGCUGAUGAUGAUGAUGAUGAUGCCGAGGAUGAUGAGAAGCAAUUGCCUGAUCCAGAAAAUAUUUAUUCCGACUCCGACGAUGGUGGUGAGUUGGUUAAAGUUGGUGGGGAUGCUGAUGAUGCUGAGAAGGUUGUUACUGCUGUUCCCGUUGCUGAUGUGAAUCCAUCUGAGGCUGUUGGAGGGAGUGAUAAAAAUGUUAAGGAUGUUGAGAAGCCGAAGGGCGAUGAGUCUCGAUUGAAGGGGGACGAUUUCCUUGAUGGGUUGAGCCAGCUUGAAAUAGAUGAUGAUCAAGUUGUGUUGGCUGGCUUGGAGGCUGUUGGUAAAAUCCAUGUAAGUUUAUUUUUAAUUGUUUUCAAGAAAACUAGGUUUUUUUUUGGUUGCUCAAUAGUUUCUAGUCUGUUUUGCAACUGUUUUAAUGCAUUCUUUCUUUUUUAGGUCCCCGCACCCAAUCCAGAUCUUGUUGGUCAAAAGUCAAAUGCCCUUCAUACUGAUGAAGAAACUGAGGACACUGUCUCUGAUACACCUCUGUUGGAUAAGAGGAAGUGUGCUCCGGCCUUGAAAUCUCCAUUUGUUGAUUUCGGGUCUGCUGAUGUCGGGAGCACUCCAAUGGAGCUUAUGUCCUCAGGUUCUCAAUCAGCUGGGGAUGAUAGGGAUUUCAAAAUGGUGACUUAUGUGAAGGGCCUUUAUGCUCUUAAUGAUGCGUUUGCUGAUCCCGUAUCUACCGAGAUUGAGGCAAAAUUUGACGCUUGGAUUGGUGAAGGAUUGCUUAAACAUCCUAGGCAUUAUAAUUGUUAUGAAGAUGGCGCAAAGAAAUUUACCCCGGGUUUUAGGCUAGGUGUUGAUUAUGUUGAGGAUAAAACUUGGUUUUAUCAUUUGGCUACAUGCGACAUGUUUAUGAACGACUCGGUAAAGUUUCCAAUUUAUAUUGUAGUUUUGAUAGUUUGUUUUCAGUUGCUUUAUAAAUGUUUUUAAGUUUUGAUACUGCAUUUCAGUUUUUUUACAGUUGUUCAACCUUUUCAUUUGUGUUUCUGUGUUGUUUUUUUUUCUCAGCAUAUAAACACCGUAUUCUAUUACCUUCGGAAAAAAGGUAAAUAUUCUUCCGCUGUGACGUUGAAUUUCACAACUACUGAUUGUCUCUUUGAUGAUUCCAUCCAAGUAUUGUACCACAAAUAUAACAAGGCCAAGUCAAUGAAGACUAAGAUGUCACACAUUCACGCUGCCCACCCAAUAGCGCAUUACAUCCGAGGUAUGCGCAUUUCCCUGUUCCAAGCCUUGGUAUGAAGCCGAUCAUGUGCUAUUCAUCAUCAAUUUAAGAAGGGAAAGUCAUUGGGUUUUUGGGCGUCUUGACUUGAACGAAGGGACGUUGUUUCUGUACAAUUCUUUAAGGACCGCGAAGAUGAAUGCCGCAGCUAGGAAUGCGAUGAAGGCUUAUUCCGUGUUGCUGUUUUUGUUUUUCGAUUUACUUGGGUUCUGGAAGAAUAGGGCACAAGCUCCUGCCUCAGGUUCUGACCCUACAGCUCCCUUCAGAAUCGUGGAGCUUAGUGGUCUUCCGUCUCAGGAGAAGAAGUGAGUGUUUCUUUUAAGUUUCUUUUAUGUUGUUUUUUAGUUUCUAAACUGUUUACUUUUUCUUUCUGUUUUUUAUAGUGAUUGCGGGGCAUAUGUUGCUGCCUUUGCUGAAUUCUUUAUCCACGGAAAGGAUGUCCCUGCAGACUUUGACAUCGAGGUUUAUCGUACCCGACUUGCUUCACUUUUCUUCUCGUACGGCCAAAGGAAAAUUGACGAAAGCAUUGACAACGAGGAUGAGAAGCAAAGCAAGUCUUCUAAGGCAUCUAAAUUGAAGAAAUAGGAUCUUUUAAUUUGAUGACUCUUUUCUGUUAUUUGUUGAAUCUAUUAUCAGACAAUUUUUAGUGUUGUUGGUUGAAUGUAGUUAUUAUAUUUGAUUUUAUACUAUGUACCUGGUUUAAAACUUUUAGGAUAUUUGACAUUUACUCCUUAUAAUAUCUUUAUUGUAUAGGUUUGUAUUUCCCAAA
Molecule: messenger RNA, 5001 nt
Organism: Cannabis sativa
Lineage: Eukaryota; Viridiplantae; Streptophyta; Magnoliopsida; Rosales; Cannabaceae
Exons: 2
Coding region: 1526-2452 (308 amino acids)
Source: RefSeq, a predicted model, not a curated record